This is a messenger RNA of Bicyclus anynana (squinting bush brown), 1697 nucleotides long. RefSeq names its product UDP-glucosyltransferase 2. The coding region runs from base 92 to 1696 and encodes 534 amino acids. Lineage: Eukaryota; Metazoa; Arthropoda; Insecta; Lepidoptera; Nymphalidae. Gene Ontology annotation, molecular function: UDP-glycosyltransferase activity. The record is from RefSeq and is a predicted model, not a curated record. The transcript is spliced from 4 exons.
AUUUAGUUAAAGGCAGACUGUCGACGAGUUUGACCGUCACCUUGCGCGAGUGAUCAAUGUAGCCGUGCGAACAUUGACCCUACAUUACAACAUGGCUCAUCAGAAGCUUUUACUCUUAUUGGUUCUCGCAACUGUGAUAUUGCAGCUUUCUCACAAUGUUGAAGCGAUUAAUAUUCUCGCUAUCGUUUCUGUGCCGUUAAAAAGCCAUUAUAUGGCUUUACAAAUGUUGUUUCGCGAGUUAGCCAUAAGAGGACAUUCAGUCACUGUUAUGAACAAUUAUCCUGAUGUGAAUGCUACACAGAAUUUGAAGUUUAUAGAUCUAGCAGCGAGCCGUGAAAUGGCUCACUUUCCUCCGAUGACUGAAUUUGAAGUUAACGUUCUUUCUCAAAAACUGUCCAAUUUUAUAAAGCAUUUCACUAUGGGUGUUCAGCGUGCGAAAGAUGAUUGUGAAAAUUUAUUAUUGAACGAGAAUGUGAAACAGUUUCGGGCUAAAGGAGAGAAAUUUGAUGUGAUAUUUGUUGAACAGUUUAUGAGUGACUGCGGAUUAAUGCUCGCUGCUAUGUACGACGCACCUAUUAUCGGCAUAACAUCUCACACUUUACUCCCAUGGGCUUACCAGAGACUGGGAAUACCGUUUGAUUUUAGUUCAGAUGCUUAUUACUUCAGUGAUGCGGGUACUAAUCCUAAUAUUUUCUACAAACUGGAAUCUUUCUUAUACAACUUGUAUAUGAAAGCAUACGGAGAGUUUAGCGUUCAUCAAAACAUUUACAAAACUUUUGAUAAGUAUGUACCAAAUAAUCAGUUGGAUAUAGCGAAGAUAGCGAAGGAAAAAAUGAAGAUGAUGUUUGUUUAUCAGCACCAUUCGAUCACAGGGGCUCGUCUGCUAGCACCUAGCCUGCUGGAAAUAGCUGGGAUUCAUAUCCGAAAACCAAAACCGGUGCCAAAAGAUAUAGAAAAGUUUAUAAACAGCGCAACACAUGGUGUGGUGUACGUCAGUUUCGGCUCUAAUUUGAAGGCGAGCACUAUGUCCUCUCAGAAGUUGCAGCACUUUAUGGAUGCCUUUCGGAAGAUCCCACAGAAGGUCCUCUGGAAAAUGGAGAAUAGCUCUCUUACAGCUGGCAAUGACAAUGUGCUAGCUGAUGACUGGUUCCCUCAACUAGACAUUCUAUGUCACUCUAACGUCCUAGCAUUCGUAUCACACGGUGGUAUGCUGAGUUUUUCCGAGGCGGCGCAUUGUGGCAAGCCGCUCAUUACGAUACCCUUCUUCGGAGACCAGUUCUCCAACUCGGCGGCCGCGAGGGAAAGCGGUCUGGGCAUUACCAUGUACUUCCAAGACAUUACUGCUGAUACUUUGUCCGAGGCGAUACGACAGUUAACAUCACCAAAGAUGCAAGAAAAUGCUAAACGUGUAUCAAAACUGUGGCACGAUCGACCUCAAAACGUGAUGGAUAGCGCCAUCUAUUGGACGGAGUAUGUGGCACGACACGGGGACGCGCCGGCUGCUUUGCCUUCCACGAGGAGGACGUGGUUCGAGAGUACGCUACUAGAUGUCUAUAGUGUAUUGUUAGGCGUUUUGUUAGCAAUUUUGUUUGUAGUUUACUUAAUUAUUAGCAAAGUAAUAUUAAUAUUAGCAAGUGUGUUAAAAUUAUUCUCAAAUGGUAAAUCGAAUUGUACAGAUAAUAAAAAGAAUGCGUAGA